AUGGCCAACUCCACCGUGGUGACUGUGUUUCUCCUGGAGGGCUUUGCUGAGGACCAGGAGCUGAGCGUCCUGCUCGCCAUGUUGCUCCUGCUGAUGUUCCUGGCCACCCUCUUAGGGAACCUGCUCAUCGUCACCGUCACCACGGCUGACCAGAACCUGCACACACCCAUGUACUUCUUCCUCAGGAACCUGUCCAUCUUGGACAUGUGCUACAUUUCUGUCACUGUCCCCAAUGCCUGUAUCAACUCCCUCACCGGCAACAGGGCCAUUUCAGUGGCUGGCUGUGCAGCCCAGAUCUUCUUGGUCAUUUACUGUGCAUAUGUGGAGAUUCUGUUUCUCACGGUCAUGGCCUGGGACCGCUAUGUGGCCAUCUGCCAGCCCCUCCAUUAUUCAACUAUCAUAAAUGUCCGAUUCUGUGUCCGCAUGACGGUGGUGUCUCUGCUCAGUGGCCUGGUCUAUGCGGGUGUGCACACUGGCGAUACAUUCUUGCUGAACUUCUGCGGCUCCAACGUGGUCCCCCAGUUCUUCUGUGACGUCCCCUCCCUGCUGAGGCUCUCCUGCUCCGACACGUCCAGCAACCAGCUCUCCAUUCUCGUCUCUGCCGUGGUGAUCAGUGGUGGCGGCUUCGUUUCUAUCGUCACGUCAUAUGUGCGCAUAUUUUCUGCUGUGCUCAGGUUUCCGGCCAGAGAGCGAGGGAAGGCCUUCUCCACCUGUGCCCCUCACAUGCUGGUGGUGUCUGUGUUUCUCAGCGCCGCUGCCUGUGUGUACCUGCGGCCUCUGCAGACCUCCGGAGUGCUUCAGGACGUGAUCUUCUCUGUAUUUUAUGCUGUAGUUCCUCCCUUCUUGAACCCCAUCAUCUACAGUCUUAGGAACAAACAGAUAAAGGAAGCUCUGGGGAAAGUCAUACCAAGAAGUUUUCAUUCUGGAAAAGUAUAA
Messenger RNA from Sciurus carolinensis (gray squirrel), 936 nucleotides. Its product is annotated as olfactory receptor 14C36-like. The transcript has a single exon. Gene Ontology annotation, biological process: G protein-coupled receptor signaling pathway. Gene Ontology annotation, molecular function: olfactory receptor activity; G protein-coupled receptor activity. The record is from RefSeq and is a predicted model, not a curated record. Bases 1 to 936 code for a protein of 311 amino acids. NCBI's taxonomy places the organism in Eukaryota, Metazoa, Chordata, Mammalia, Rodentia, Sciuridae. Gene Ontology annotation, cellular component: membrane.